Anopheles aquasalis is the source of this 774-nucleotide messenger RNA. RefSeq lists its product as uncharacterized. Gene Ontology annotation, cellular component: extracellular region. NCBI's taxonomy places the organism in Eukaryota, Metazoa, Arthropoda, Insecta, Diptera, Culicidae. The record is from RefSeq and is a predicted model, not a curated record. Gene Ontology annotation, molecular function: chitin binding.
AUGUGGCAAAAGGCAGCAAUAUUAGGCGUUAUUGUAUGCAGUGCCUACAGUAUUUCCGUAGUUUUCUCCGUGGUUGUUCCUCGUGCACGUGCGGCCGGUGACAGGUGUGAGCCCGGUAAGCGACAAGCUUGUGCCGAUUGCCGGACGGUGAACAUUUGCAGCUACGAUCAAACCGUACUGGUCAGCUACAAAUGUCUAGAUGUGGAACCGGACAAACCCUACUGCUCGGGUGAUGGCAUUUGUUCCGUAAAGAGUGACGAUGAAAACAGUUGCGCCGUGGUCGCUGAUGAUCUUUGUCCAUCGAAAACAGCAGGAUUUUAUCCAGAUCCAACCAACUGCACGCAGUACAUCUAUUGUGAUGACAAACAGGCAGCAACGCCACAGAGCUGCCUUGCGGCGAAUAAUGCGUACAAUCAGUCCUCUUCAUCCUGCUUCCUACGGCGAACGUUGGAUCACUGUUAUCAGGUGGAUUGCAGUUUAGCACAAAAUCGAAACAAAUGGUUUGUCUAUAAACCAUAUCCGCAGCUUUAUUUCUUCUGCUCGAGCAGAGGCCUACCGGUUAUGUUUGAAUGUGAACGCGAUAACGAGGUGUACGAUGUUAAACUUCAGCGGUGUAAGUUCGAGUGUCAAGAAAGUGGUCGAUUCCCACACCCAGAUGAUAGCAAACGGUACUACGAAUGUGUCUACGUUACUCUACUGAUGCUUCAACUGUUCGAACAAACCUGCCCACUACAGCUAACAUUCGAUGAGCAAACGAAAAAAUGUAAGGCAUGA